Messenger RNA from Triticum dicoccoides, 1779 nucleotides. RefSeq lists its product as uncharacterized. Gene Ontology annotation, molecular function: protein binding. The coding region runs from base 1 to 1779 and encodes 592 amino acids. The record is from RefSeq and is a predicted model, not a curated record. The transcript is spliced from 5 exons. Lineage: Eukaryota; Viridiplantae; Streptophyta; Magnoliopsida; Poales; Poaceae.
AUGCCGGCGUGCUCCGGCUUCACGGGGAGCAACCCCGGCUCGGGCUUCGGCCAGACCAGGCGGAGGGAGCGCCUCGUCGGCGCUGUCACAGAGGAGGGCUCGUUGAUGACGAGGGCGCCGCUCCGCGCACGACGCCCGAGCGGCCAUCUGCUCGACGAAAUGCGCCGGACGACCACCCAGCGCUGGGGGCCGCGCCAUCGCACCGACCAGGCGCCAGGCUCCGGCGCCGUCGCAGUCGACCGCCUCAGCGCCCUCCCGGACGCGCUCCUGCACCACAUCAUGUCGUUCCUCAAGGCGUGGGAGGCGGUGCCCACCUGCGUGCUCGCGCGCCGGUGGCGCCACCUCUGGGAGUCCGUGCCCUUCGUCGACCUCCGCUUGCGCUACAUGAGCCGCGACGGCGACCCUCCGCAGGAGUUUUGUGACUUCAUGCACCGCUUCUUCCUCCUCCGCGAUGUGUCGGUGCCGGUGGACACGCUCCGCCUGCAGCCCAGCGACGAGGACGCCGGCUUCAACGAGGAGGACGCCAGCAUCUGGAUUAGGACUGCUCUCAAGCGCAAGGCGCGGGUUAUUCAUCUUGCUGGGCAUCACAAGAGAGCCGCGUCGUUGGAUGGUGUGCCCUUUGUUUCGUGCCACCUCAAGAUCUUGAAGUUGUCCUACGCCAGGCUCGAUGACAGUAUCCUCCGACAGCUUUCUGCCAGUUGCAAAUCCUUGGAAGAACUGGAUCUCAAGGAUUGCUUGGUGACAAGCCCUGGGAUUGUGUCCGCCUCUUUGAAGACCUUAAUCAUGCUUAAGUGCAAGUUCAAUUCGGGCUUCUCCAUUGCAGCUCCCAACCUCGUACUUCUGCGCCUCAUCACACCUUAUGUCCAAGUUCCGUCAUUUACCGACUUUGGGUCACUGGUCACAGCCACUAUCUUACUUGAUGACCAUUUCUUGAGCAAUGAAUGUGAACACAUCAGCGAUAAAGAUGACUGUGAUGAAACUACUGAUGACGGCGGCAAUGAUGAUAAGAGGAGCUAUAGGAUUCAUGAUGCCUCUUCCUUGAGUGAUGAUGAUGAUGCUUUUGAUAAGUUUGGAUAUGGAUAUGGUUUUCCUGAAGAAAGAUAUGGGCACAGUCGUUACAAGGAUAAUUAUAAUUAUGGUAGCGAUAUUGAUAGUGAUGACAAUACCAAUGAAUACGGUGAGAUCGCAAACGAUGCAAAGUAUGGCUAUAAAGGUAAAGGGAAGCUUUCCAGUGAAGAUGGUAACUAUGGAAAAAUCAGUGGUGGAAAUUAUACUAGUAAUAAUAUUCUAGGUGGCCAUCAUAUGCUUGAGAGCCUUUCCACAGCUACGAGUUUGGAGUUGUUAACUGAUGCUGGAGAGGUGGUUCUGACUAGGGAAUUGAGAAGGCGUCCAACUUUUAGCAACCUGAAGACCCUGUCCCUUGGUGAAUGGUGUAUGGCUGCUGAUUUCGAUGCAUUAAUUUUCUUGCUACAGCAUUCACCUAAUAUAAAGAGGCUUUUUCUCCAACUCAAAUUGAACUUCAGCACAAGGAAGGCAUUGGAAACAGGUAUCAAACUACAGGGAAGACCAUUUACUUGCAAAGAACUUAGAAUGGUGAAGAUCAAAUGUUCAAAGGAUGAUGGGAGAGUCCACACCUUGGCACAUAUGUUCAGGGCAAAUGGUAUACCACUAGAGAAUAUUUAUGUGCGUCGGAGCGGGAAUGCUUAUCUCCGUGGCCAGAAGUUUAUGAGGGACCUCGCCAAGCAAGAACUGGAUGAAUGUGGGGACGACUGGAUGUAA